Entrophospora candida is the source of this 1017-nucleotide messenger RNA. NCBI's taxonomy places the organism in Eukaryota, Fungi, Glomeromycota, Glomeromycetes, Entrophosporales, Entrophosporaceae. The record is from the annotation of a GenBank genome assembly.
AUGACGAAUACACAAUCCACAAUAGAAUCAUUAAGAGAAUUGAAUUCCAGGCUUGUUCUUCAGAUUGAUGAAAUCAGAAAGAAGUUCACAGAGAUUGAAGCCGAGAAUAACGAAAUUAAAAAGAAAUAUGUAGAGGUUGAAGCUGAGAAUACGGAUCUAAAAGAAAUAAUAAAAGAAAAUGUCAGGCGUGAAGCUGAGAGUAUGAAACUCAAAGCUAGAGUUGAGGAACUAGAACAGUAUAAAAAAGAAAAUGAAAAACGAUUUGAGAAAUUGGAAGAGAAACAAUUAAAAAAUGUUAAUAAUUUUGAGAAUAUUGUUAAUGUAUCCGAUCCAGUUAUAAACCACUAUGAACAAUGUGAUGAUACCCCCACAUCUGAUAUAUUUGAUAACACUUCAAAUUGUGAUUUACGUCAUGAGUCUUUAACUCAAUGUUCUGCACCAUCUAACUGCACAGAGUCUGAAUUGUUAAAAGAUAAGGAAAUGAAUAAUAUGAUUGAUUUUCUGGUUGAAAGGGAUAAUGAAUGGAUUCGUAACGAAAUAAGAGAACGAAAUAGGGGGGGGGGGGAGCUUCAACAUGAGGCACCUACUGGAAAUUCUCCGAAAGAGGACACUUACGCAUCUAAUAUUAAAUCUAGUGUUCCUUCCGAUCAGAAAAAAGAGCAAGGUUUAAUACAAGAGAUAUCUAUUAAAUAUCAGAAUAAUAUAACUGAAAUUUCAUCAAACAAUAUUCCUCAAAAUUAUGUGCCCGAAAUAGAUUAUUCUACUUCAGAUAAAGACAUAAUCUGUUUAUAUCAAAAUGCAUGCGAUGCAGAAAAAGAUGCUAUAAAAGCUAAUCAAGAAGAAAUAUUAUGUUGGUGUUUCUAUGCUAAAAAGUCUAAAGGUAUGGUUAAAGAUUUUAUGGCUGAUGGAAAAGUCAGGGAGAAAAAAGCAAAAGGUCAAGUAUAUGAUUUUAUUAUCCAACAACUUCCUAAUACAAAGCGUGAAAACUUAUGCAAACAAACACAAAAAGCUUUAAGA